Temnothorax curvispinosus is the source of this 2537-nucleotide messenger RNA. RefSeq names its product serine/threonine-protein phosphatase 5 (gene PpD3). Gene Ontology annotation, molecular function: protein binding; protein serine/threonine phosphatase activity. The transcript is spliced from 8 exons. Bases 290 to 1771 code for a protein of 493 amino acids. NCBI's taxonomy places the organism in Eukaryota, Metazoa, Arthropoda, Insecta, Hymenoptera, Formicidae. The record is from RefSeq and is a predicted model, not a curated record. Gene Ontology annotation, cellular component: cytosol; nucleus.
UGUGUGUGUGACUGUGCGGUCGCGAAUACAGGAGACGGGGGAGGCGCACGCUCUCAACGAGAGAGAGGAACGAGGAACGCGAUCGACUGCAACCUCGAUGCGCGAUUUCUCGUUACGCACGUUGGGACCGCGUGGCUCCGAGUGAUCAGUGAUUUGGAUCUCCCCGCGUCCGGUUUGCCGCCGUUUGCGUGCCGCAUCCCGUAACCGAGGCUCGGCGAGGCCCUCUCCCCCUGCCCCCCGAUCCCGAGCACACGAGCACGCACGCUCGCACGCACGUACGAAGGCGAGGAUGGGCGACAAAGACAGAGGGGACGACGUCGCGUCGGUUACGCCGGUGACACCGGAGGACGCGGCCAGGGCGGAAUUGUACAAGGAGGAGGCGAACGAGUACUUCAAGAAUCAAGUAUACGACAAAGCUAUUGAACUAUAUACCAAAGCCAUAGAAUUAAACCCGACGGUGGCGGUAUACUUUGGCAACAGGAGUAUCUCCUACCUGAGGACGGAAUGCUUUGGAUACGCAUUGACGGACGCGUCCGCGGCCAUCAAGUUAGAUAGAAAUUACGUCAAGGGUUAUUAUCGGAGAGCUGCCGCUUACAUGUCCCUCGGCAAGUUCAAACAGGCUCUCAUGGAUUAUAAGACUGUCGUAAAAGCUAGGCCCAAUGAUAAAGAUGCAAAGGACAGAUACACGGAAUGUCAAAAGAUGGUUAAAAUGUUAGCUUUUAAUAAGGCCAUUUCUGUUGACGACAAAAAGAACGUAGCUGAUACGAUUAAUCUGGAAGAUAUGACAAUCGAGGAUGAAUAUACGGGGCCUAAAUUAGUUGACGGGAAAGUCACGCUGGAAUUUAUGAAAGAUUUACUAGAGUGGUAUAGAAAUCAAAAUAAGUUGCACCGUAAAUAUGCUUACAAAAUCCUGUUGGACAUUAAAUUGUGGUUUAUGGCGCAACCUAGCUUAGUGGACAUUACAAUCCCUGAAGACAAAAAAUUCACUAUCUGUGGCGACAUACACGGUCAAUAUUAUGACCUGCUUAAUAUAUUUAAGUUGAAUGGAUUGCCAUCGGAGACUAACUCAUAUUUAUUUAAUGGAGACUUUGUAGAUAGAGGUUCUUUCUCAGUAGAAUGCAUAUUUACUUUAUUUGGUUUUAAAUUAUUAUAUCCAAAUCAUUUCUUCAUGUCGAGAGGUAACCACGAAUCAGCCAUGAUGAAUCAAAUGUAUGGAUUCGACGGUGAGGUCAAAGCUAAAUAUUCUGUUCAGAUGGCAGAAUUGUUUACAGAAGUUUAUAACUGGCUCCCUCUUGCACACUGCCUCAAUCGUAAAGUGCUCGUGAUGCACGGUGGAUUGUUUUCGCGGGAUGAUGUGACGUUGCGAGAAAUCAGAGAAAUUGACAGAAACAGACAACCACCUGACGAGGGAUUGAUGUGCGAACUGUUGUGGUCCGAUCCGCAGCCGCAAAUGGGCCGAGCGCCCAGCAAGAGAGGCGUGGGUGUUCAAUUCGGACCUGACGUCACGCAGAAUUUCCUCAGGAUAAAUUCUCUUGACUACAUCGUGAGGAGUCACGAGGUUAAGAACGAGGGAUACGAGGUGGGACAUGAUGGGAAGUGUAUCACAGUAUUCUCCGCUCCAAAUUACUGUGAUACUAUGGGUAACCGAGGUGCCUUUAUCACACUUAGCGGCAGUGACAUGAAACCUUAUUUCACGUCGUAUGACGCAAUGCCUCAUCCAAACGUAAGGCCGAUGGUUUAUGCCAACGCUUUUCUAAAGUUCAUGUGCUAGUGGAACGUCUCCUAGGUAUUAUUGAAAAAUGAAUAAUAAUAACUGAAAUAUAAGUAGUCCAAUCAAAGCGUGCGUAAUAUAUUUGAUACUGAAAUGGGGAAGGUAAGAGACACUUUAGGCUUUUCCGCAACAAUAAUUAUUAUAUUCUUUCUAGGAAAUCGAACGAUGAAUUUCCUGUAUUAUAAAAUAUAUGCAGUGAGAAUACAUAAAAUUGAUGGGUACAAAAGCGAGAAAGGUUUGCUUAUUUUUACAACAGGCAAACAAAUCUAUCAGACUUUUCUUAUCUAUGAUAAGAAAACACGGCUCAUCAAGCACCUAGCGAUUUGUGUUCGUUUGUAAUAAAAUAGCGCGAAGAGAACGUUUCUAUUUUGUACCCUCAAUCUAUGACCACCUUGCUCGUUAAAGAUACCUAACUACGUGCGCGUACACAAAAGAAGAACAAAGAUUUUUGAUCUCGAAGAUAUUUCCAUAAAAUUUUAACCCUAUAUAUAAUCUAUUAUUUAUAUGAAGCGCUGAAUCUUAAAAACUUUUAAUCGAUUCUUUAGCGACCAACGGUGGAGUUUGAAUGAAAUAUAGUAAUUAUUACAAAGAGAAUACAUAAAUGCAAAAAGAAACUAGCGUAAUUAUGUAGUACAAUGUUUCAGCCAAUCACUACUUGUCACGUUAUUUGUGACAAUUUUUUUACAAAUCUAUCGUGAUUGGAGGAAUUUCUUUGAUCUAACAUUUUGUUUUUUGUUAAUAAUAAAUGAUGUUUAUGAUGUACAUA